AUGAGGCUUCUCCAUAUCUCCCUUACCCUACUGGUUCUGGCUGCCACGGCGCUAGCCGGCAAUGUACUAGAUUUGACCGCCACCAAGGAUUUCGACAAGCACAUUGGCAAAUCUCAGAGCGUGCUCGUCAAAUACUACGCACCAUGGUGUGGACACUGCAAGAACCUAGCCCCCAUCUACGAGAAAGUGGCCGAUGCUUUUGCUGACCAAAAAGACGCUGUAUUGAUCGCUAAGGUGGACGCAGAUAAGAACAAGGAACUUGGCCAAAAGGCCGGCAUUCGAGGAUUCCCGACGCUCAAAUGGUAUCCCGCCGGAUCGACCGAGCCUGAAGAGUUCAACUCGGGCCGCGACCUCGACAGUAUCGCUAAGCUCGUCACUGAAAAGAGCGGAAAGAAAAGCGCCAUCAAGCCUCCCCCUCCUCCCGCAGCUGAGCAGCUCACCAGCCGCAACUUUGACAAGAUCGUGCUUGACCAAGACAAGGAUGUGCUCGUUGAAUUCUACGCUCCCUGGUGUGGUCACUGUAAGAACCUUAACCCUACCUAUCAACAAGUGGCUCAAGACUUUGCCGGUGACGACGACUGCGUCGUUGCGCAAAUGGACGCUGACAACGAAGCCAACAAGCCCAUCGCUCAGCGCUACGGAGUAUCAUCAUACCCCACCCUGAUGUUCUUCCCCAAGGGCGACAAGAGCAAUCCGAAGCCAUACAACGGUGGACGAAGCGAGGAAGAGUUCAUCAAGUUUCUCAACGAAAAGUGCCAAACGUGGCGCAUCAAGGGUGGCCUUCUCUCUGAGCUUGCUGGCCGAAUGCCCACUCUCGACGGCUUUGCUGCUCGUUGGUAUACUUCGUCUACCGACAAGCGCGACACGAUCUACAACGAAUUCAUCGACUAUGUCAACACCAUGAAGACGAGCCCUAAGAGCGACAAGAAGAAGAACGACGUGGGCGAUGUCUACCUGCGUGUACUCGAAAAGGCCAGCAAGAGCGCUGGCUACAUUGAGAAGGAGACCAAGCGUCUGAGCACCAUUCUCAAGAAGCACGCCGAUGGCACCAGCCAGCUUGCGGCCAAGAAGGUUGACGAGCUUACCAAGAAGAAGAAUGUUUUGCUCGCCUUUGUCAAUGAGCGUAUCGCUGCACAGGCCGAAAAGCAGAAGAAGGAAGCCGAAAAGCGAAAGGAGGAGCACAAGGACGAACUUUAG
Molecule: messenger RNA, 1197 nt
Organism: Mycosarcoma maydis (corn smut)
Lineage: Eukaryota; Fungi; Basidiomycota; Ustilaginomycetes; Ustilaginales
Product: putative protein disulfide-isomerase precursor
Exons: 1
Coding region: 1-1197 (398 amino acids)
Biological process (GO): protein folding
Cellular component (GO): endoplasmic reticulum
Molecular function (GO): protein disulfide isomerase activity
Source: RefSeq, a predicted model, not a curated record